CCCGCAAAAACUACAUUUCGUUAAAUUGUUUCUAAAACGAACCAAUCGUCGUCUUCAGCCCAACCAAGGGUUUUGACGCUAGAAUCUCGAAUCAGAAAUGGCAGCAAUUAGAAACACUUCGAGAUUGAUUUCAGGAACUGUGCGCUAUUGUCUCACUGAGUCUUCAUCUUCGUCAGUGGCGAGGAACGUUAUCCGGUCUGGCUCACGUGCUAUUAGCUCUUUUCCUGCUCGGUGCGCUGCGGCGUCAGAUGCGAGCCACCUCGAGAAGAAGAUACCGCGACGGCGGCUUGGGCAUGUUUACAAGUUCCUUCUCCAAGAGGAAGGGGAAUCCUUCUCGAAUAAAGAAAAUAUUCCUAAGAUCGCUCUAAAGCAUGUUUCUGUGAGCUUUACUGGACAAGGUGAAUCCACUAGCAAGGUUCAACCUACUACAGAAGCUAAAACCAAGCCUCGUAAAAAGGGUGGGAAUCAGAAUCAGAAUCAAAAUGCAAGCGCAGCAAACAAGGGUCGCAUAAGGAGUAUUAACACAGCUGGCACCAAGGUUAUUAUGAGGUUUGAUGUCCAAAAUGCAGAUUGGUUGAGUGAAAGAGUCAGGGAGAGGAUCAUGCUAAUGGAAAAAGAUAGGAUCAAUAGAGAUGGGAAGCUUGAGCUUACCUCAUCAAAGACUAGAAAACAGGAGAAUAACUACGAAGAGGUUGUUAAAAAGAUGAACAAGCUACUAGAAAAAUUUCAGGCUAUUAUUAAUGCUGCUUCAUAUGCACCACUACCUACUCCAAAGAAGGUGGUGGAAAAGAUUGCCAACUUCCGGGCUGAGAGAGCGGACUGCUGAAGUGCACCAGAGAAAUAUGUUUCUGUGUUUUGAUGUGGUAACAUAUGGAUGACAAGCUAAUAUUAUUGUAGGGUAUACGUUUUUACGGCCUCAAGUUACUACAUUGUGGAAAUUGGCGCGGCAUUUGGUUUUCGAACUUGUGAAUUUCAGGGUUUUGAUAAGCCCCAAUUUUCAACCGAUAUACCUAGUUGAUUUUAUUGGGUUGGACAAGAAUAUGGUCUGUUCACUUGUGCAAACAUAUGGUUUUGCUUUGGAUAAUUGUUUUUGCAGAAAAUAAGUCAUUUUCUUUUGAUUCCUCUAUUGGUACAUCAAAUUUUGGAUA
Molecule: messenger RNA, 1148 nt
Organism: Ipomoea nil (Japanese morning glory)
Lineage: Eukaryota; Viridiplantae; Streptophyta; Magnoliopsida; Solanales; Convolvulaceae
Exons: 8
Coding region: 98-826 (242 amino acids)
Source: RefSeq, a predicted model, not a curated record